Messenger RNA from Populus trichocarpa (black cottonwood), 1675 nucleotides. RefSeq lists its product as uncharacterized. NCBI's taxonomy places the organism in Eukaryota, Viridiplantae, Streptophyta, Magnoliopsida, Malpighiales, Salicaceae. The transcript is spliced from 5 exons. The record is from RefSeq and is a predicted model, not a curated record. The coding region runs from base 710 to 1597 and encodes 295 amino acids.
UGUUCAUCAAUCCCUUUCGAUUCGCACAGAGAAAGCCGAUUCAACAGGAAAUCUGCAGCAAAUCGUGGACCACGUCUCCUGCCCACGAUCCCGUUCGUGAUUUGAAUAACAGUCCUGCAAAGACAGGACUGGUUUUGAGGCUCUCUGGCUCUAUAAAAGGCAGAGCAGAGCAGAGCAAUAGGGGGAGAAAAAACUCAAGUAAAACCCAGAGGAAAAACCCAGAAAACAGAGAGGGACGAACAGGCCAAGAACCGGGGUGAAAGACGAAAACAGGGAGGGGCAGAACUGAAGCUAAACCCAGACGAAAAACCAGAAACCGGAGAAAAGAACAGAGGAAAAACAGAGCAUAAAUCCAGAGAAAGAAAUAAAAAACAGAGAGACGGAGAGAACAAGAGAGCAGCAAUACACAGAGACGAGUAUUGGCCCUGCCAUUGCCUUCGUCCCUGCAAACAACGAAAACCCAGAAUCAAAGCAAAUUCCCAGCAGGCCGGCCUCUUCAUCAUCUUCUCGGCUUCAAAAGCUGCUGAGAAAACACAAGGAACACGCAGACAAGUGAAGACAGAAGGAAGAUAAAGGGAGGCAAUAGGCGAGAAUCCAUCAGCGCUGCAAGCAUCUUCGCCUCUCGAAGCAGAUCGCUACUUGUCACCAACUCAACGUUCAAGAAUGAGAAACUCCAUGCAGGAAGACACCACUACAAAUUUUGUUGACAAUGGUGAAACUAGCAUCAGCUAGAGAGAGUAGAAUGUACGGGCCAAGGCUAGCUAGAAAUAGAGGAGAAUAUAUGAACGCAGGGCUCUGUGUGUUUGCAGCUAUUGUGCUUGUUGGUGGGUUUGUGGCUGAAUUGUCAAAGGAACCCAAGUCAGGUCUUGUGCUUUUGCUUAUAGGUCUCCUACUUAUCAUGGUGGUUAAUCUUCAUGAUCUUGUUGCACAUCUAGCCGGGAUUGAUUAUCGGUUUCCUUUAAUGGGGUUUGAUACACAGCUUGCACUUGUUGAGUUUGCGGUUCCUGUGGUUCUGGCCUCGGGGGCUUUGCUUUCUUUCUUGGGUAUUCUUUUUCUUUUUAUUCAGGAAUACAAGGGAUAUGGGCACUUCAAAUUGGAAAGGCAUGCUCUAAACUUGCUUAUUGCUGGACCGGCUUUGUGGGUGCUCGGAUCCAUACACAACUCAUGCCAGAUAUAUGAGAGAGCUGAUGGGCAUGUACAAAUCUUGCAACAGAGCGUCCACAUCCCAUUUUUAAUGGGAAGUUUGCUAUUCUUGGUUGGUUCCAUUCUCAAUAUUCAUGAGCAAGCAGGACGGGGCCAUCAUGGACUGAAACUAUUGGGCAAGACUUGGGUCUGGACAGGCAUCUGUGGAAGUCUAAUUAUUUUUAUAGGGGGAUUAGCAAACGUAGUCAAGGUGUUCAAGAUGCAGCAAAUUGAUGGACUACGGUUAGAGAAAUUGAGAGGAGGGGCUCAAGAGCGUUUGAUACGAGAGAGGGAGGGUCACUCACCACUCAUCCUAGAAGAGGAGAGGAGAAGGAAAAUGAUAGCAGCGGAAACGAGAGCAACACCUCUUCCUGCAACAACUCCUUACAAGGAUGUGCUUGUUGGCCAGCCAUGAUUUUAUAGAACCAUCUAAUAGCAACACCAAUUAUCGUUUUGGUUUCUUUAAUACUUUGUAUUCUGAUAUCUUUUCUUU